This is a messenger RNA of Juglans microcarpa x Juglans regia, 2579 nucleotides long. Its product is annotated as ferric reduction oxidase 8, mitochondrial. Gene Ontology annotation, cellular component: plasma membrane. NCBI's taxonomy places the organism in Eukaryota, Viridiplantae, Streptophyta, Magnoliopsida, Fagales, Juglandaceae. Gene Ontology annotation, molecular function: oxidoreductase activity. Bases 247 to 2361 code for a protein of 704 amino acids. The transcript has 8 exons. The record is from RefSeq and is a predicted model, not a curated record.
GACUUUUAUUGUAAAGAAUGAAAUGAUGGAAAUGGAGAAUUCCAUAAGAUACACAUAUCCAUCUUGAUGUUGCAGUUCACACUGCAGCAAUCUCGGUGAUAUCAGGCACUCUUCGGGAGGUGGUGGGGCUGCACUCAGCCAUUAUUUCUACUUGUGGUGUCAAUCUUUCUUCGAAUUUAUUUAUACUGAGAACCCUUUCAUACUAGAACUCGAAAACUGCACACUGCAGCAUAUUAUCAGACAGACAUGGCAAAGGCCAUUCUUCUUGCCAUUACAAAGGUAUCAAUGAUUCUACUAUUUUCCGGUUGGAUUUCCCUUUGGCUUCUAAAGCCCACACAACUGUGGACAAGGAAAUGGAAAGGAGCCGAAGAGACAGCUAGGAGUACUGUGCUUGGAUAUUAUGGUCUUGAUUUUCUUGUGUAUACAUUUCCCCUGAUUGCUUUGGCUAUAACCGGACUUGUUUACUUGGAUCUUAAAGCCAGGGAACCAAAAAACAGGCAAGGAAGGACUACACAUGUGACUUUCUCAAAUCCAGUGGUUGUGAACAGUCUUAUUGGUGUUCUCUCCGGUAUUGAAAUUCUGGCAGUGUUUCUAUUUGUCCUUUUCUUAGCAUGGACUUUCUAUGCCCACAUCUCUAAUGAUUUCAAGAAGUUGAUGCCAGACAAACAACUCAAGUUGAAUUUAUGGCAACUCAAGUACUUAAGAGUGGCAACCCGGUUUGGUUUGCUAGCAGAAGCCUGCCUGGCUUUGUUGCUUCUGCCAAUUUUAAGGGGGCUGGCAAUCUUUCGCUUACUUGGCAUUCAGUUUGAAGCUUCAGUAAGAUACCACAUCUGGGUUGGGACAGCAAUGCUAACUUUUGCCACUUUACAUGGUGCAAGCACCUUGUUCAUCUGGGGGGUCAGUCACCACAUUCAGGACGAGAUAUGGAAAUGGCAGAAAACUGGGAGGAUAUACCUUGCUGGGGAGAUUAGUCUUGUUACAGGGCUAGUGAUCUGGAUUACAGCACUUCCUCAGAUAAGGAGGAAAAAGUUUGAACUCUUCUAUUACACGCACCAUCUCUACAUAGUCUUCCUAGUAUUUUUCCUGUUUCAUGGUGGAGAUCGGCACUUCUAUAUGGUUUUCCCCGGAAUUUUCCUGUUUGGCCUUGACAAAAUACUCCGAAUCGUACAAUCAAGACCAGAAUCUUGCAUUCUUGCAGCACGUGUCUUCCCUUCCAAAGCCAUAGAGCUUAUUUUGCCCAAGGAUCCAAGCUUGAAGUAUACCCCGACAAGCGUGCUAUUUAUGAAGAUACCAAGUAUCUCCAAAUGUCAGUGGCACUCUUUCAGUAUAACCUCGAGCUCUAGUGUCAAUGAUGAUUCCAUGUCUGUCAUAAUUAAAUGUGAAGGAUGGUGGACAAACUCGCUCUAUGACUUGAUACAAGCUGAUCUAGACUCAGAUUCGGAUCAGACAAAGUGCAUACCAAUAGCAGUUGAAGGCCCUUAUGGACCUGCCUCGGUCGACUUCCUAAGAUAUGACAGUCUACUUAUGAUCGCCGGAGGAAUUGGGAUAACUCCAUUUCUAAGCAUUUUACAGGAAACUGCCUCGGCACAAAACAGUAGCAAAUAUAGAUUCCCCACAAGAGUGCAACUUAUAUAUGUUGUGAAGAAAUCUCAAGAUGUAUGUGUGUUAAACUCAAUCUCAUCUCUGGUCCAGAGCCAGUCAACUGAAAGAUGGCAUCUAAAACUAAAAGUUUUUGUGACUCAAGAAGUGCAAGAUGGUCCAACUGUAAGAGAACUUCUAUGUGAUUCAUCUCAAGUUCGAACUGCACAGUUCAACACAAAAUGUUCGAAUUAUGCAAUAUAUGGACUUGAAAGUCUACUCUGUAUUGCAGCCUUGGCUGGAUUUGCCUCCAUUGUUUUCCUUGUGUUCCUUAUUUGUCUCAAUCAUAUCUUUGUUCCCUCCCAAAAGAAGGCCUCCAAGGAAAAGACUCCUUCUUGGGUUGCUGAUCUACUUCUCAUAUCUUCAUUUGUCAUAGCUUUAAUAUGCUCCACUUUGGUGGCAAUCAUUUUGAGAUGGAGAAGGCUGAAGAAUGAGACUCCACUAAUCUUCCAAAAACAAGGCAAAGCCAUGGAUGUAGAAUCAAGGAUUGCCCUUGAGGAACAUGAAGUCCAUUUUGGAGGUAGGCCCGACUUCCAAGAUAUAUUUGCAAAGUUUCCAACUGAAACGGGUGGAUCUGAUAUUGGAGUCAUGGUGUGUGGACCUGAAUCAAUGAAAAAGUCAGUAGCUACAGUCUGCCAACAGAAGUCUCAAGGUUUCAAGAUUGGGGGCGCCAAGAAAAAUAAACCAUACUUCAGUUUCCACCCCCUCAACUUCACACUCUAGUGCAUCGAUCACAACCUAUAAAGUACAAGAUAGUGUCUAAUGUAAGCAUACCUCUACUGGAGAUCAUGAUAGAGGUUUGUCUAGAUUGCUUGCUUAUGUGAUUGGUCUUUAGGCCAUUAAGUAAGGAAUUGCAGCAUGUGCAUGUUUUAAUCCAGUACUAUACUAUACUAUACUAGGAAUUCCCUCAAGAACUUGGAACCCUUAGUAGUUCUUUUCUA